AUGACCUAUCCACUUACACCGUCUAUUUUACCCUCUUCUCCCAACCCACUCUCACCGUUUACUUCUCCCCCACCGAUUCCAAUUCAAUAUCGAGCUUCUGCCCCUAUCACCGCCAUCGAUUGGUGGAGCCUACAUGACAUCGUUCAAUACUAUCACACCCCAACGACUACUUCUCAACCUCCUUUGAUUCUCCAAUGGAAUGCUUACAUAGCUUUUUCAUCGACAUCUUUGACAAGGCGAUCACUAUACCACUAUUCGUCCUUCAUGGGUAGAGGAAUCGAGCUUAUGGUUGGUAUCUCAAAUGAUCUAUUGGCCACCCUCAGCUCCUCCACGAUGGCCGCUGAUUUGUGGGUUUCCCAGAAUGUUUACAGAUACAUGAUUUGA
This is a messenger RNA of Lactuca saligna, 384 nucleotides long. The record is from the annotation of a GenBank genome assembly. NCBI's taxonomy places the organism in Eukaryota, Viridiplantae, Streptophyta, Magnoliopsida, Asterales, Asteraceae.